This is a messenger RNA of Arthroderma uncinatum, 891 nucleotides long. RefSeq names its product ketoreductase. The transcript has 3 exons. The record is from RefSeq and is a predicted model, not a curated record. Bases 1 to 891 code for a protein of 296 amino acids. Gene Ontology annotation, cellular component: cytosol. Gene Ontology annotation, molecular function: oxidoreductase activity, acting on NAD(P)H as acceptor; aldose reductase (NADPH) activity. Lineage: Eukaryota; Fungi; Ascomycota; Eurotiomycetes; Onygenales; Arthrodermataceae.
AUGGCGACAGAUAUCCCAACUAUAAAGCUUGAGAGCGGUGCGUUAAUUCCAACGCUUGGUUAUGGAACGGGUACGGCAUGGUUCAAGAAACCUGGAGACCAAGGCAUUGAUCAAGCUACCGUGGGGGCAGUAACGUUUGCAAUUAAGUCGGGAUAUCGACACCUUGACGGAGCAGAAGCUUACGGAACCGAAACGGAGCUUGGGAUCGCAAUCAAGGAGAGUGGCGUGAAGAGGGAAGAAUUAUUUGUGACGUCCAAGGUGGAGAAGGGCAUUGAUGAUAUCCAGAAGGCGAUUGAUGCCACGCUGGAGAGGCUGCAGCUGGAUUAUGUUGAUUUCUAUGAAGCAUACCUGAUCCAUUCGCCCUUCUUCGCCAGAAAUGAUAACGACCUACAGUCGAAAUGGGCAGAGAUGGAGAAAGCCCAGCAGGCUGGCAAGGCACGAGCGAUUGGUGUCUCCAACUUCUUACAGCCACAUCUUGAGGCGAUAUUAAAGACGGCAAGGAUCAAACCGUCAGUAAACCAGAUUGAGUAUCACCCAUAUCUUCAGCAUGGCGAUUUGCUUACGAUGGAUAAACGGCUGGGUAUUGUCGUCGAGGGUUAUGGACCGCUCACUCCACUGACUCGAGCGAAAGGCGGCCCAGUGGACGAGCUUGUUGCCCGUCUGGCGAGGAAGUAUUCUGUCAGUGAAGGGAGUGUGUUGCUGCGUUGGUCGGUGGAUAGGGGUGUGGUGACGAUCACGACUAGCGGGAAGGAAGAGCGUAUCAAGGAGUUCCUGGAUGUGUUGAAAUUCAAGCUGACGGAGGAUGAAGUGGCCGAAAUAUCGAAACUGGGAGAACAGAAGCAUUACAGGGCAUGGUGGAAGUCGAAGUUUGCAGCAGACGAUCGGUCAUAG